This is a messenger RNA of Pseudophryne corroboree (corroboree frog), 5583 nucleotides long. RefSeq names its product DDB1 and CUL4 associated factor 1 (gene DCAF1). The record is from RefSeq and is a predicted model, not a curated record. NCBI's taxonomy places the organism in Eukaryota, Metazoa, Chordata, Amphibia, Anura, Myobatrachidae. Gene Ontology annotation, molecular function: nuclear estrogen receptor binding; histone H2AT120 kinase activity. Bases 154 to 4716 code for a protein of 1520 amino acids. Gene Ontology annotation, biological process: protein ubiquitination. Gene Ontology annotation, cellular component: nucleus; Cul4-RING E3 ubiquitin ligase complex. The transcript has 24 exons.
CGCCGCGGCGCCUAACACACGUCAAGGUCAGGACUACACGUCCCGGCAUACCCAGCGCGUUCAUGCGCGGCCUCCUUUGCGUAUGGAGGGAAAGAGAUCGCGGACGGCGCGAGGCAGUGACGUGUAAUCUGAGCGCCGCCAUCUGAGCGGUGUAUGAGAGAACGUGAGGGACGGAGGCGGCGGCGGCUGUCCGGUGAGAGAGAGAGACCGUUAUACCGGAGAGACAUGUCGGCCUCGGGGACACACGUGGACUCCAAGGCGGAGCUGAGCGCGUUGCUGGAACAAUGGGAGUCGGGACACGGAGGUGGGCAGGACAUGGUGCCUUUGUUAACCAGGAUUUCAGAGCUGAUUGAGAAGGAGACAGAGGAGUACCGCAAGGGUGACCCAGACCCCUUUGACGACAGACAUCCAGGACGUGCAAACCCUGAGUGCAUGCUGGGACAUCUGCUGCGUAUUCUCUUUAAGAACGAUGACUUUAUGAAUGCGCUAGUGAACGCAUAUGUCAUGACGAGCCGGGAGCCGCCCCUGAACACAGCGGCCUGUCGCCUGUUACUGGACAUAAUGCCUGGGCUGGAGACUGCUGUGGUGUUCCAGGAGAAAGAAGGAAUCGUGGAAAACCUGUUCAAGUGGGCGCGGGAAGCCGAGCAGCCUCUCCGCACCUUCGCCGUCGGAUUGCUCGGUGGCGCUAUGGAGAACCAGGAUAUUGCCGCUAAUUACCGAGACGAGAACUCUCAGAUGGUCGGCCUCGUUCUGCGCAGGUUGCGUGAACUUCAGUCUCGAGAUGCCACCUGCAAGCCGGAAUUGAAGCGCCAGAGUCCGCGUAAGCCUCUCGGUGAGCCACUCCUCCCGCUGGAUGAAGAGGCCGUGGAUAUGGACUACGGAGAAAACACACUGGACCCCAGACCUAAAGAUGAAAAUCUGGACCUCUCUUUUCAGCCAUCUACCUCCCUGGGAUCUGGGGUCCUGGUUAAUUCUGACGGCACAGGACCACCGCGGAGAACAAAGGCGGACUACGAGGCUCACCGCAAGGUGAAGCAGAAACUCAGCUACUCCGAUUUGGAGCGAGCACCCAGCGAGCUCUCCAACAGCAGCUGGUCGGAGAUGUCCGUCUGGGUUAUAGGAACCAAUUACAGCUUGUCUCCCCUGACACCGGCCAUUGAGCAAAGACUGAUUCUGCAGUAUCUCACUCCUCUCGGAGAAUACCAGGAGCUGCUUCCCAUUUUCAUGCAGUUGGGCUCCCGAGAGCUGAUGAUGUAUUAUAUUGAUCUGAAACGAACCAAUGACGUUCUGCUCACAUUCGAGGCGCUUAAGCAUUUGGCCUCUCUUCUCCUCCACAACAAGUUUGCAGCAGAGUUUGUGUCUCAUGGGGGUGUACAGAAAUUGCUGGAGAUCCCUCGUCCUUCCAUGGCAGCGACUGGGGUAUCCAUGUGUCUCUACUACUUGUCUUAUAACCAGGACGCCAUGGAACGGGUCUGCAUGCACCCGCACAAGGUUCUGGUGGAUGUAGUGAGUUACACCCUGUGGCUGAUGGAAUGCUCUCACGCCUCCGGCUGCUGCCACGCCACCAUGUUCUUCUCCAUCUGCUUCUCCUUCCGGGCUGUGUUGGAGCUGUUUGAUACCCAGGAUGGUCUGCGGCGGCUGGUUAAUCUUAUCAGCACUCUGGAGAUCCUGAACUUGGAGGACCAGGGGGCUCUGCUGAGCGAUGAUGAGAUUUUCGCCAGCCGCCAGACAGGCAAGCACACGUGCAUGGCUCUGCGCCGAUACUUCGAAGCACAUCUUGCCCUAAAGGUGGAGCAAGUCAAGCAGUCGUUGCAGCGCACAGAAGGGGGGCUUCCAAUACACCCGCCUCCUCCAUGCAAGGCUUGUACGUACACCCGGGAGCAGAUUGUGGAGAUGAUGGAAUACUUGAUAGAGUUUGGACCCUCUCAGCUGUACUGGGAACCUGCCGAAGUUUUCCUUAAGCUGUCUUGUGUGCAGCUCCUGCUCCAGCUCAUCUCCAUCGCCUGUAGCUGGAAGACGUAUUACGCCAGAAACGAUACGGUCCGGUAUGCCCUAGAUGUUCUCGCCAUCCUCACUGUGGUGCCAAAGAUUCAGCUGCAGCUGGCCGAGUCGGUGGAUGUUCUGGAUGAGGCAGGUUCCACUGUCUCUACUGUAGGAAUGAGCAUUGUAUUGGGGGUGGCAGAGGGAGAAUUCUUCACCCACGACGCAGAGAUCCAGAAAUCGGCAUUGCAGAUCAUCAUCAAUUGUGUGUGCGCCCCCGAGAGCCGGAUCUCCAGCAUCGGCAAAUACGUCUCUGGCACACCUCGACGCCGGCCUCCCAUUUCCCACUCUUACCAUCCGCCUGGACGUAGAGGAAGCGGGGAGCCAACACUUUCCAAGAUGUGGAAUGUAGUCCAGUCUAAUAAUGGUAUCAAGGUCCUCCUGUCGCUGCUGUCGGUCAAGAUGCCCAUAACGGAUGCUGACCAAAUUCGGACCCUGUCCUGCAAGGCGUUGGUUGGGCUAGGUCGGAGUACUGCCGUACGGCAGAUCAUCAGCAAGCUUCCCUUAUUCAGCAGCGGUCAGAUUCAGCAGCUGAUGAAGGAGCCGAUACUGCAGGAUAAACGCAGCGAGCACGUCCGCUUCUGCAAGUUUGCAGCGGAGCUGAUUGAGCGGGUCUCCGGGAAGCCGCUGCUGAUGGGGAGCGAUGUUUCCUUGGCGCGGCUGCAGAAGGCAGAUGUGGUGGCACAAUCCCGAAUCACCUUUCCAGAGAAGGAACUGUUGUUGUUAAUUCGCAACCAUCUCGUGUCAAAGGGGCUGCAGGAAACCGUAACGACUCUGACGCGAGAGGCCGACCUCCCCAUGACUGCGGCCUCCCAUUCCUCCUUCCUGCCAGCGGCCACCACUCAGCCGCCUGCUACCUCAUCACCGGUUGCCCUGCCACGCACGCCGCGCAUCCCUGCGCGCCUAUCCACCAGCUCCAUGUGCCCUCACCCACCUGCCCGAGCUCCGCUGCCUCCCCAGAUAGCAUCGCCUGCCCCAGUAUCCACAGGCUCCCCUCUGAUUGGCCGGAUCAGCUUUGUGAGAGAGCGCCAGUCGCCCUGCAAUGGGAAGAGAGGGCGGGUUCUGAGGCAGAAGUCGGACCACGGUGCUUACAGCCAGAGUCCAGCGUUCAGGAAACAGCUGGAGCGCCAUGUGCCUUCUCCACCUACCUUGGACAGUAUUAUGACCGAGUACUUGCGGGAACAGCAUGCUCGCUGUAAGAACCCAGUGGCCAUUUGCCCUCCCUUCUCCCUCUUCACCCCCCACCAAUGUCCAGAACCCAAGCAACGCAGACAAGCACCAACCAAUUGCACUUCACGCCUGACCCGCCGUGCGGCCUUCCCCAAAUACGGGGGGGCAGAUGGUGGAUGCUUCGAUCGGCACCUCAUAUUUAGCAGGUUCCGUCCAAUCUCCGUGUUCCGGGAAGCCAAUGAAGAUGAAAGCGGAUUUACGUGUUGUGCGUUUUCGGCCCGGGAACGUUUCCUGAUGCUGGGCACGUGCACGGGGCAGCUCAAACUGUAUAAUGUGUUCAGCGGCCAGGAGGAAGCCAGCUACAACUGCCACAACUCCGCCAUAACACACCUGGAGCCGUCUCGGGAUGGGUGUCUUCUCCUGACCGCUGCCACUUGGAGUCAGCCGCUCUCCGCCUUAUGGGGCAUGAAGUCUGUGUUUGACAUGAAACAUUCGUUCACAGAGGAUCAUUACGUGGAGUUCAGUAAACACUCGCAGGAUCGUGUCAUUGGUACAAAGGAAGACAUUGCUCACAUCUAUGACAUCCAGACGGGCCAGAAGUUGCUCACGUUGUACAACCCAGAUUUGGCAAAUAACUACAAGCGUAACUGCGCCACGUUCAACCCCACGGAUGACCUGGUGCUGAAUGACGGGGUCCUGUGGGACGUACGCUCCUCCCAAGCAAUUCACAAGUUUGAUAAAUUCAACAUGAACAUCAGCGGCGUCUUUCAUCCGAAUGGGCUGGAGGUCAUCGUCAACACCGAGAUUUGGGACCUACGCACCUUCCACCUCCUUCACACCGUGCCAGCGCUGGACCAGUGCCGCGUGGUCUUCAAUAACACGGGAACGGUGAUGUACGGAGCCAUGCUGCAGGCAGAUGAUGAUGAUGACCUUAUGGAGGACAGGAUGAAGAGUCCGUUCGGCUCGUCGUUCCGCACAUUUAAUGCCACAGAUUACAAGCCCAUUGCUACCAUCGAUGUGAAGCGGAACAUCUUUGACCUUUGCACUGAUACAAAAGACUGCUACCUGGCUGUGAUUGAGAACCAAGGCACGAUGGACUCUCUGAAUAUGGACACUGUAUGCCGCCUCUAUGAGGUAGGAAGGCAGCGCUUGGCAGAGGAUGAGGAUGAAGAGGAGGAUCAGGAGGAGGAAGAGCAGGAGGAUGAAGAUGAUGAUGAUGAUGACGACGACGAUUCUGAUGACCUUGGCCCCUUGCUGGAUGCGGAGUUAGAGGAAGAGGCCGGCGAGCAGGCAGGCGAGGACGGAGAGAACGACUUCUCUCCCUCAGAUGAUGAAGAACUGGCCAAUUUGCUGGAAGAUGACGAAGAUGAUGGUGAAGACGGAGAUGAGGAAGGCCAUGAUGAAGACUCUGACAUUGACCCAGAUGUAGAGCUUAUCCUGGGUGAUACCGACAGUUCAGACAACUCGGACCUGGAAGAUGACAUAAUCCUGGCACUGAAUGAAUGAGGAAUUGCGGGGACCGUUCUGUAAGGCGGGCGCUGGGAUAGAGCGGUGUGUUAUCUAACUGUGCGGCCUGUACCGCAAAUAAACUAAUUCUCCAUAUUGUCCCUUUCACCCCUCUGUUCCCAUUGCCUCAAGAUGGACAUUUUCCUUUUGUAAACAACAGAGCUCUUAAAAGAAUAAAAUAAAAUAGUUUUCUAUAAAAAAACAAAACAAAAAAGUAACCAAAAAUAUACAAAGCUGGGCGGCGUCCCCUCCUCCCGACGGGGCAGAAAAUGUUUUUUUGUGUCGAUAUUCUUUUUUCUUUUUUUUCUUUUUUUUUUUUACGUGACUUUAAAUUUUUUGCACAGAUCUAUUUGGAGAGAAAAAAGGAGGAGGGGAUUUUUUUUUCUAAACUUUGGGCAACAAAGUAUUUUUAUGAUGAAAAUUGUAAUAUAUUCCAUAGGAAAUGUGUAUUUUUGUUUCUUUUAAAACGUGUGUAUUUUUUCGAAAAAGGUAGAACUGAAAGGGGUAGUGAGUAUGUGGUAAUAUUGUCCGGAGUCCAAACACGCACCGUGUGGAUUUUAGGUGGUGGGAGGGUUGAAUAUCACCUGGACCGUGACGCACCGACCCCUCUGUUCAGUGUGCAGGGCUGUGGAUCAUUGAGCUGCAAUACGCUGAAAUGAAUUCGGGGGUUUGGAUGGGUGUGGCUGAAUCCGAUCCUGGCGUUAAUUUGUAUCGCGUUCUCCUGUUAUCUCCGCCCCUUUUCUAUAGAAUAUUUCUUAGCCAAUACUCUGGGUUUUUUUAAUUUACUUUUUGCUCCCUGUGAACCGCGAAUCAAAACAUUUCUUUUCUGUAAAGUGUAUUUAUUUAAAAAAUAAAAUGAAAGAGUCA